AUGGAGUUGCGCGAAAUUGAGGACCAGCCGAUAAAAAUCCCGGCAAUGAUUCAAAGCAUGGCCUAUGGAGAGAGGCUCAAUGCAAAGCAGAUCCAAGAGCGUCUUGCUGCUUGUGGCAAGGACAUGAGCCUGAUGACGAUCAGGCACUACACCAACAAGUUCAAUCCUGAAGAGCACACUUUAGAGCUCAGGCGGAAGCUUUGGGACCAUGGACUAUCGCCUCCUCCUAAGAAAAUCAAGUGGAAUGAUGGAGAGAGCAUAGUCAAGAGGAUCAUUGACGUAGGUUUCUUUAAAAACGAAGAACUUGCGACAAUCUUGGGGACUUCUAAACGGACUAUUGAGCGAAUUGCUGCAGAGAAUACUGAGAGUGAAUCUGACGAAGCGGCUGGAAGAGAAAAGGCACUAUCCAGAUCUCCCCUAAAGCAUUGAAGUGAUGAAGACUUUGCUGAGGUCAUUAAGGAAUGUGAGAAGGAUACAGGGUUUGUCAGCAAGGCAAGUUUGAGGGCCCAAUUCAAAAGAAAGACAGUUGACAUCAGCGAAGAACAGCUAGGAAAAGAGCUGAAGAAGAGGGGAUAUGUCUAUAGGAAGAAGAGGGUUGUUCUACAGCUAACUGAAGCUCAUAAAGAGCAGAGAAUGUCCUGGGCUAGGUCUUUGAUUGACUCAGAUAUCGCUUCAUGGAUCUUCAGUGAUGAGUGCUAUGUGCAUCUCUUUCGUAACUCUAAUUUGUGCAAAGAAGGGAUAAACGCAACGAUUGAGAACCUCAAUUAUGAUCUGGGGAGGAAUUUCUAUCGUUUUUUUGGCAAAAUGCUCUUCAUAAAGAAGGAGAAGUAUGCAAUCAAUGCCCAGGUCUAUAUCAGAGACAUUCUCCAGGGCUAUAUUGAGCCUUUAGAUGGAGACUACACCUUCGUUCAGGAUGGGGCAACAGCCCAUACUGCAAGGCAGACUAUGGAAUAUUGCAGAGAAAACGGGAUUGAUGUGAAGACUCAAUCGCCGAAGAGCCCAGAUCUCAAUCCAAUUGAGAUGAUCUGGGCCAAUUUGAAGAGGAAAGUGGAGAAAAGAAGGCCUGACAGCAAAGCCAGACUAAUUGCUGCCAUUCAGGAGUCAUGGGACGAAAUUUCUUUUGAGGAAGUGCAAAAUUCCAUUCUUAAGGUGAAAAAUGAAAGAGCAAGGCAGGUCAUUGAAGUGCAAGGAGAAUGGAGUUAA
This is a messenger RNA of Blepharisma stoltei, 1203 nucleotides long. NCBI's taxonomy places the organism in Eukaryota, Ciliophora, Heterotrichea, Heterotrichida, Blepharismidae. The record is from the annotation of a GenBank genome assembly.